Molecule: messenger RNA, 2983 nt
Organism: Syngnathoides biaculeatus (alligator pipefish)
Lineage: Eukaryota; Metazoa; Chordata; Actinopteri; Syngnathiformes; Syngnathidae
Gene: adam19a
Product: ADAM metallopeptidase domain 19a
Exons: 23
Coding region: 144-2927 (927 amino acids)
Biological process (GO): proteolysis
Molecular function (GO): metalloendopeptidase activity
Source: RefSeq, a predicted model, not a curated record
UAGCCGCGGUGUUUGACACUCGGAGGAGCGGGAGAAGCAAGCUAGCAAAAGGGGGGCUGGCACCGAGGCGGGCAGAGUUGAGUAGCCGGCCGAGGACGAGGGAGGACCGGGCGGCCGCGGCGGCACGACGGAGGCUCACAGGGAUGUACAGUAAACACAGGCAGAAAGACGGCCACAUAUCGCCGGCUGCGUGCGCCUCGUUGCUUUUGGUGGUCGCGUUGCUCUCGCUGAACGGCUCGGGACGAGCCAGCCGAGCGGGCUUCCAGAGAGGACGGACAGUGACGGCAAGAUGGCUUUCUCAAGGCCGAAACAAGAGGGAGGCGGACUUCUCAUCUCAGGAUGAACGGCCCAUUCGAGGGGAAAUUGUGCUCUCCUCCAGUGACCUCCACCUGGUGCUACAAGUACAACAUAACCGUGAGCUUUUGGGUCCAGACUUCACCGAGACCUACUACGUGGAUAACGGGCGGCCGGUGACCGUGACCAGUCGGAAUUACACCGAUCACUGUUUCUAUCACGGCAGUGUAAGAGGACAUCCGGAUUCCUGGGUGGCCCUCAGCACGUGCUCGGGGGUCAGGGGCCUGAUCUCUUUGAAUGUCAACAACACCUUCUACCUGGAGCCAACGGCCGGCCGCCGCCAUUCCUUGCUGUCCGCAGACCAACUGGAACUGAAAGGCGGAGACUGCGGCCAAGGCCGUCACGGUGCACUGUCGCAUCACAUCCGGGACCUCCUCAGACCGCAUCAUUUAAGGGUGAAAAGGAACAUUUGGGGCACCACCAAGUACAUGGAGCUCUACAUUGUGGCCGACAACACGCUGUUUAGACGACAAAAUAGGGACUAUGAGAAAAUCAAGACCAGGAUCAUGGAAAUUGCCAAUUAUGUGGACAAGUUCUACAGGGCUCUGAACAUCCGCGUGCCUCUGAUCGGUCUGGAGGUCUGGACCGAGCGAGACCAGUGCAUUGUCACAGAAGAGCCCAACGCCACCCUCUGGUCCUUCCUCCAGUGGAGACAGAAGUUAAAGUCCCGCAAGAAGCACGACAACGCCCAAUUGCUCACCGGCGUGAUCUUCAAGGGGACAACGAUCGGGAUGGCACCGCUGGAGGGCAUGUGCAGUCUGGAGAACUCCGGAGGGAUCAACGUGGACCACUCCGAGCUCUCCAUCGGGGCCGCCGCCACAAUGGCGCACGAGAUCGGCCACAACUUUGGGAUGAGUCACGACCUCGACGGCUGCUGCGUGGAAGCUACGGCCGACCAGGGGGGCUGCGUCAUGGCCGCCGCUACCGGGCAUCCGUUUCCGAGGGUGUUCAGCCAGUGCAGCAAGCGUGACCUUGACAGCUACUUCCAGAAGGGAGGGGGCAUGUGUCUCUACAACAUGCCCAACAUGAAGGAUCUGGUGGGGGGCAAAAGGUGCGGCAACGGCUUCGUGGAGGAUGGAGAGGAGUGCGACUGUGGUGAACCCGAUGAGUGCGCCAAUGAUUGUUGCCAUGCCAAUAAUUGCACCCUGAAGGAAGCGGCUCAGUGUGCCCACGGAGUGUGUUGUCAAGGCUGUAAGCUGAAGCAAGCAGGCACCAUGUGCCGGGGCCCGGCCGGGGCCUGCGACCUGCCCGAGUACUGCACGGGCGCCUCGCCGUACUGCCCCGCCAACGUCUACCUGCUGGACGGCUCUUCCUGCCAGUACGGACGAGCCUACUGCUACAACGGCAUGUGUCUGACUCAUCAACAGCAGUGCUUGCAACUGUGGGGCUCCGGCGCCCGACCGGCCCACGACGCCUGUUUCGAAGACGUCAACGCCGCGGGGAACGCUUUUGGGAACUGCGGGAAAGAUGAGCGCGGCAACUACGUCAAGUGUGCAAAAAGUGACGCCAAAUGCGGUAAGAUCCAGUGCCACAGCGCCGCCAAGAAGCCCAAAGGCACCAACGCCGUGUCAAUCGACACCACCAUCAAGACAGGAGGCAUCGAGGUCAAAUGUCGUGGCACUUACGUGUACAGCACUCAGGACGGCCAGGGGGACCUGCCGGACCCCGGUUUGGUCAUGACGGGCACCAAGUGUGGCGAGGGCAAGGUGUGCCGGGACCGCCGAUGUCAAAACGCGUCUUUUAGCGAGCUGGAUACUUGCAUCUCGCGCUGUCACGACAACGGGGUGUGCAACAGCAACGGAAAUUGCCACUGUCAUCGAGGCUGGGCGCCCCCUUUCUGCGAGAAGCCGGGACUUGGAGGCAGUGUGGACAGUGGGCCUGUGCAGUACGAUAGUCAGGCGGGCUUGGUGGCGGGCCUUUUGUUUGCCUUCCUGGUGGUCCUGCCUGGCGCGCUGCUGCUCUUCUACUGCUACUGGGUCAAGACCUCCUACUUCCACAAGUGGCUCGCGCAGAGAGAGAAGAACAAGAGCAACAAGAUGGAGACUGACAACGGCAAGAAGAAAGGCCACCUGAAUCCCGCCUUUCACUUAAAGGUUGUGGGGCCAGUCGGCAAAGCCAGCAGCCACAAGGGGCUUUCUGCUACCAACAAAGAGGUUCUCCCUCUCCGGCCGGACCCGGCCCCGAGUGGCACCCAGCCGGUCAACAUCGUGCGACCCCUGCGGCCUGCCCCGUUCACUCGGGACAUCAAGGGGGCCCGUCCUCCUCUCCCGGCGGCCCCCCGGAAACCCCCGCAGAGACUGAGCCCGCCCAAGAAGCCGCUGCCCCUCAACCCGAUGCGAUCUCCACUGCCCAGACCAUCACCCUUGCCCCCGCAGAGGCCCCUACCCCUCAGUCCCGCCAGAGGAAGCUCGCCAGUCCGGGUGCUCACCCCGAAACCGUCGCCAAGGCUGCUGGUCAUGAUGCCCCCGGCAGGAGGACGGAAGCCCGUGGGCAGGGUCUCAGGCGUCCCCCCUCUCAGAGCACUCAGACCAGUGCCGGGUGCCAAAACGAAGGCGGGCUCGCCUCCAUCGUGAACGCGGCCUUUCUCUUCUCCCUCGAAGCCUUUUUUUUUUUUUUUUUUUUUUUUUUU